AUAAAAAUAAGACAGCACAUUUAUAUAGUAUAGUCUCAAGUCAUUAGUACACUGCUACUUUCUUGCACCCCCACAGAUAUUGAGAGACAGAGAGAGAGAAGCAAAAAUUGCCCACGAAAUUGGCACUCUCUCCCAAUUUUAGAUCCGUUUCACAAUUGUUUUUAUGCUCACAGCUCAUUUGUGAUUUUUCUCACGAGUGUUCAUUGUCCAAAACCAGUGUGAAUAAAGACGCCAUUUUUGAUUUGUGUGAUUGUGUUCAUCACCGACUUAACUCGGUGGACACUGGAAGUGGCCAGUUUCCCACUCCCAUUUUCGCUUGAUUGUUCUGUUUGCGGUCAAAUUCGAACUGGGUUUUUGGAAUUGGGGGUUUGGAGGUGAUCAUUGACUGGAAUGGUGGUGUUCCGGCGAGUUUCGCCGGAGCUCCGGUGAGUUCAGGGGUGAGCUCCGGCGUCGACUGGGAUCGUUUUUCCUCAGGUGGGAUGAUGCCAUUUUGAUCCUGAAAGGAAAGGAAGAUGUUUAAGUCGGCGAGAUGGAGGAGCGACAAGAACAGGAUCAAAGCUGUUUUCAAGUUGCAGUUUCAUGCAACUCCGGUUUCAAAGGAUGGAGGAGAUGGAUUAGUGAUAUCAGUGAUACCAGCUGAUGCUGGAAAACCAUCUGCAAAAUUAGAGAAAGCAACAAUUAGAGAUGGAAGUUGUUAUUGGGAUACUCCAGUUCACGAAACUGUGAAGUUUGUCCGGGAGCCAAAAACGGGGAAGAUCAAUGAGCGACUCUAUCACUUUCUCGUGGGAAAGGGGUCAUCUAAAGCUGGAGUUGUUGGGGAGGCUUCCCUUGAUCUUUCUUGUUAUGCAUUGGCGACAAAGAUUUCUUCUGUGUCUCUUCCCCUCAAGAAUUCGAAAUCCGACAUUGUCUUACAUGUUUCCAUUCAGCGGGUCUUUGAAUCUGAAGAACAAAGAGAGAUUGAAGAAAUUGAGAAAACUGCUAAAAUAAAUUCUGAAGAUAGGAGCUUAAGGGCAAAGUUAAGCGAUGGUGAUUUGGAGGAAACCAUCGAGCCACACGUCAAUGAUGAGUCAGAGGUCAGUAAAAGUAUAAACCAAAGUGCUGAAAUGAAUGGAAACCGCCGGGCAUCUAGUGGAUCUGAUGUUACAACUUCAAGUUCAGAUAGCAGCUUGGGACUUGACACUCAGAUCCAAGUGAGAAAUGACAACACCAAACAAGGUCCUGAAAGCUUAGCCAUGUCUGUAAAUAAUGGCUCUGUGCAUCAGCGGCGAACCUCUGAUUUGUUGGCAGCAACCCAUGAAGAGCGCCAGAAAUCGUGGGACUGGUUAGGAGGUCUAUCUCUUGAAGCAAGUACAGAUGAUUCGUCAGGUACCCCUAGAGAAGCUAUUCUAAGAGAGAGUUCUCAAGAAGUUCAAGAUAUUGUUAUAGAAAAGCUCAAAAGUGAGCUUACAUCUUUGGCUAGGCAGGCAGAAAUGUCAGAGUUGGAAUUGCAAACUCUCAGAAAACAAAUUGUGAAAGAGAGCCGAAAAGGGCAAGAUCUUUCAAGAGAGAUAAAUAAGUUGAGAGAGGAAAGAGACAUCUUCAAAGAGGAGUGUGAAAAGUUUAAGGCUUUGCAGACCUCUUUAGACGAGGCAAAAAAGAGAAACAAGUUGCAAAGUGAGGGAGGUGAUCCGCACACUCUAAUUCUUGAACUCCGUCAAGAAUUGAAUCACGAGAAGGAUCUAAAUAAUAAUCUCCGGAUCCAACUUGAGAAGACACAGGAAUCAAACUCUGAAUUAAUUCUUGCCGUUCGGGACCUGGAUGAGAUGUUGGAACAGAAAAACACUGAGAUAUCAAAUCUUAUGCAGAAACAUGCUGAAAAGACAGGAACAGAGAGCACUGUUGAGGAGUCGGGAGAGGCAAACUAUGAAUGUAAACAAGAUGAUGAUGAUGAACAAAGAGCACUUGAAGAGAUUGUUAAGGAGCACAGUGAUGAAAGGAAAGUGUAUUUGCUUGAGCAGAAAAUUCUGGAUCUACAGAGCGAGAUAGAGAUCUAUAGGAGGGAAAAAGAUGAGGUAGAGAUGCAGAUGGAGCAGCUCGCCCUUGAUUAUGAGAUCUUGAAGCAAGAAAACCAUGAUAUGUCGUACAAAUUGGAGCAGAGCCAAUUGCAGGAGCAACUGAAAAUGCAGUAUGAAUGUACAUCCUCUUUUGGCAACUUACAUGAGCUAGAAUCACAGAUUGAGAAAUUGGAGAUUGAUCUCAAAAAGAAGACAAAAGAUUUUGCGGAUUCUUCAAACAUUAUAAGUGAACUUGAAGGUGAGGUCAAGAGUUUAGAGAAUGAACUCAAGCAGCAAUCUGAUGAAUUUUCAAACUCAUUGAUCACCAUAAGUGAACUUCAAGCUCAUAUCAGGAGCUUGGAGAAUGAAGUCAAGGAGCGGUCCCAUGAAUCGUCAGCUUCAUUGAUCACCAUAAAUAAACUUCAAACUCAGGUCACGAGCUUGGAGAAUGAGAUCAGGGAGCAAGCACAGGAACAUUCAGAUUCUUCGAUCACUAUAAGUGAACUUGAAGACCACGUCAAGACCCUGGAGGAGGCACUGGAAAAACAAGCACUAGAGUAUGAAGCUGAUAUGGAAGCUCUUACUAGUGCCAAAGUGGAGCAAGAACAGAGAGCAAUACGAGCUGAGGAGAGCUUAAGAAAAAUGAGGUGGCAAAAUGCUAGUACAGCGGAGCGACUUCAGGAGGAAUUUAAAAAACUUUCUUCGCAAAUGGCUUCGACGUUUGAGGCAAAUGAAAGUGUUGCUGCCAAGGCACUAAAUGAAGCCAAUGAGCUCCGGCUUCAGAAACGCCAUCUUGAAGAUAAACUUGAAAAAGCUUCUGAAGAGCUACAGCUUGUCAGGGACAAUUAUGAGGCUAGAUUACAUGAGCUCUCUAGUAAGUUGAUAUCAAUGUCAAAUCAUGUUGAAGAGUUGCAGUCAGAGAUUCAACAUUCUUCUCUGCAACACGACAAUCAAGUAAAACAGGCUGAAGAAGCCAAAUUACAACUUACAGAAGAGAUUCAAACGCUUAAAGCAGAAAACAAGGUCCAUUCUAUCCAAGCAAAAGAAAGGGAGUCUUUGACAAUUGAGUUAGAAGAAAUGAGGAGGUCAUCCAAUGGAAUGGAAGAGCUAUUGAAACAAGCAAGGAUUGAAAGAGCCGAACUUAGAAGUAGAGUUGCUCUGUUGAAGGAGAAGGAGCAAACUUUACUGGGGGAACUGAAAAGCCUACAGUAUGAGAAGGAUGAAAAGGACUCAACAGCUAAAGUUUUACAGUUGGAAGUUGAUAAUCUCAGGGUUAAAUGUGAAGAGUUGAUGAAAACAUUGUCAGAGGAUGAGUUGGAGAAAGAGAACUUAAGGAAGCAGUUGCUUCAAUGCAAAGGUGAACUAAAGAGGAAAGAAGAUGCAUGCCACAGCAUGGAGAAGAAGAUCAAAGAAAGCAACAACAGGAUACCAGUUUCUGAUUUAACGAAGGCAACCCCAAGGAGUAACAAGUUGCAAAACAGUCCUCGCAGUUCCAAAGAGGUGGCAAAUUUGAAGGAGAAAAUAAACUUGCUCGAGGGUCAAAUAAAGCAGAAGGAGACUGCUCUUGAAAACUCAACAAAUUCAUUCUUGGAGAAGGAGAAAGAUCUUCAAAAUAAAAUUGAAGAACUGGAACUGAGGCUUGAAGUCCUCAAUAGAAACACCUCAAGAUUUUGUGAAGAAAACUCCAAUGAGGUUCCCCAACUUUCCAAAGAUCACCCUCCUGUAGAUCAAAGCACCAAGUCUUGUGUAACCGAACAAAAUGGUGCUCCAUCAAUAGAAAGCCCCGAAACGUUGCCACAGAAAGAGUUGAAACGCCAAUCACCGGAUUCUUCAGUUCAUGAGAUGUUAAGUGAAAUGACAAUGUUGAAGGAGAGGAACAAAUUAAUGGAAGAUGAACUCAAGGAAAUGCAAGAAAGAUAUUCCGAAAUAAGCCUCAAGUUUGCUGAGGUGGAAGGUGAAAGACAACAGCUUGUUAUGAGAUUACGCAACAUUAAGAAUGCCAAAAAGUCUCCUUAAAAUUGACUAUCUGAUACAAGAGAACCACGUUGCUGUUUGUUGGUGAUGCAGAAGGAGUUUAGAUAGAAGAGUUCAGAAAUAAGAUAAAAAAUGGAAAUAAGAAAUCAUCUGUAAAUUGUAAUUCUUUUUGGGCUUUUGCAUAUAGUAUCUGACUUGGAGGACUUGAUAAUACCAAUUACAAAGUAGUUUCUGGUAGCUAAAUAGGUUAAUGUGUUCUUUGAUUCAUUCAUGUUGUUUGUAAUUUGUAAUAUUAAGGUGUUAAUGAUGCAAUUAUUGUUGUCUUUAGAGAAAUCCGAUUCUGACAAAAUACAUCCCUAUUGUGUACAGAUUACCAAUGCUAAUAAAAGAAUUUGAAGCAAGUACCCUGAUUACUU
This is a messenger RNA of Oldenlandia corymbosa var. corymbosa, 4423 nucleotides long. NCBI's taxonomy places the organism in Eukaryota, Viridiplantae, Streptophyta, Magnoliopsida, Gentianales, Rubiaceae. The record is from the annotation of a GenBank genome assembly.